AUGUCGACCAACGACCAGCUCAAGCAGGCCAUCGUUGACAGCGUCGAGCAUGGCGCUUACCCUGAGCCUGACAUCUCGUCAGCCGAAGUACCCUCCGCCCUCAUCCCCGACCUCUUGGCCGAUCUCCAGAAAGCUCGGGACGAAGUCAAGACAGACAUUCGGAGUUUGAGUAAAGAUAUCGCGCCCGACGUUGACGGAUGGAUCGCUCAAGCAAAAAAGCUUCAAGCCGACAUUGAACGAUCCAAGGCGACAGCACGGGACAUUGUAGCUCAAGCCGAAGCUGGCAAGGCCUUGAAAGAGAAGACACACGAUGCUGCGAACAAAGUUCGCUUGCUUGAGAAAGAGGUCGCCUUCAACGAGUCCCUGGCUACCACUCUGGACUUGAUCAGGUCGUCAUGUCGCAUACUGGACAACGCCGACCAAGCAUACGUCAACAACGAUUUACGCACUGCCCUUGAUCACCUGAAGCAAUGUGAUGAGUCUAUCACUGCUCUAUCUGCCGUUCAGGAUACACGAGCGGUCGGUUUGCUGCAAACACGCAGCUCACGCUUCAAAUCAAACUUCCUGGACAAGACAACAGCCCUCGCCCAGUCGCUCAUACAAUGCGAUACCGACUCUCGCUCCGUCAGAAUCAGAGACCAAAUCCCUGAUGUACCAUCUGUCGACUUGACACUGAUUGUGGAUACGCUGGAAUAUCUUGGAGGCCUGGACGUCUAUAUCAGGCGCUUGAAACGUGACAUAGAAUUCGCCCUCUUCAACCCACGUCUCUCCACAAAAUCUGGCCAACACACAGUGUUCGAAGUUAGUGACGGUUCUAUCAGUGUGUCCAAGUCAACUUCUAGACCCGACACUAUUGCUACAUUGGAUGACAUCUGGACAGCCUUGGACUUCUUGUCAACUCAUCUGCCCAAGUCUAUUUGCGAACCAUUGUCCCAGAAGCUAUUACCGUUCUUGUUCGAGACACUCACAUAUACCUGGCUCGACCAGACUGUCCCUGUACAAAUUGAGCAGAUGCCUGUCUUUCAACAAAUCCUGGAUCGUGUAUCGAGACUUGCCGAACAGAUCGAUGGUCUCAACUGGUCCAGUACUGCUCUGUUGAAGGACUGGGUACAGAAUGCUCCAAGAACAUGGCUUUCGAAACGCAGGGAAACGGCACUUGGUGCAGCAAGAAGCCUGUUGUUUUCUGGGCUCAGAGACAGGAAAACUGUCGAGAGAGUCGAGACGCAGACUGUGUCAAAAGGAGAUGCUAUUAUGGGUGGUACUGACGUUGACGAAGCAGAUGAUGCUUGGGCCGCUGACUGGGAUGAAGACACUCCAGAGACGAAAGAAGUCGAGACCAAACAGCCUGAACCUUCAACGAAUGAUGACGACGAUGAUGGCAGUGCCUGGGACAUGGAUGAUGACGAUGCAGAAGCACCCACAGAAUCGAAAGACAAUGCAGAAAAUCAAGAGGAAGACGAUGCAGCAGAUGCUUGGGGUUGGGGAGACGAUGAACAAGCCACGGACGAAGCACCGAAGCCAGACUCUCCCAAGAAGAUGACAAAGGCUGCUCCGACGGAUCAAUCUACACAAUCUGGCGACAGGGAACUCACGCUACGAGAGACCUACACAGUGACGGCAGUGCCGGACGGUAUGCUCGAAAUUGUCAUGCAAGUUGUGUCGGAUGCCGAGACCUUGACAGAUCCUAGCUACUCAGGAUCACCCAUAGGACCAGCAGCCUCCGCACUAUACACUUUGCCGACAUUUGUACUCGCCAUGUAUCGGGCUACAGCAUCAACAGCUUACAGCAAACUGGAUUCUGGCAAUAUGCUGAUCUACAACGAUGCAUCUCGAUUGGCUGAUCAGAUCCGAACUUUCGUCAAUAAGCAAGCAGAGAAAGACGCAAAAUCAACGUUACCAAAUCACCUACGACCAUCGUCACGACUUAGACUGGACAAUGACAUCAAAGCGUUGGAGACAUUCGCCAAGAGAGCAUACAGUGCUGAGAUGGAGUCGCAGCGUACAAUCAUCCGAGAUAUGCUUGACGGAGCUCAAGGCUUCUCCAACUGCAAUGCCGAACCAUUCGCAAGCGCGUGCGACAGUGCAGUAAGCAUCACUGAGGGACGACUGCGUGACGUGCACAAGCAAUGGACACCGAUUCUGUCACGAUCCGCAUUGUUGCAGUCUUCAGGAUCUUUACUCAGCACAACGAUAAGCAAGAUGAUUAUGGAGAUUGAAGAGAUACAGGACAUUGGUGAAGAGGAAUCGAAGAAGCUUCGCCAAUUCUGCGACAAGAUUUCAGAAGUCAAGGAUUUGUUCAUGCAAGAGCAUCCAGAAGGUGGAGAGGCGAGUGACAUGACGGGAAUUUACUGCCCAAACUGGUUCAAGUUCCAGUAUCUGGGAGAAUUGCUGGAGAGCUCACUCGCAGACAUCAAAUAUCUAUGGACGGAAGGCGAGCUGAGACUUGAGUUCGAUGCAGACGAAGUGACAGACUUGAUCGAGGCACUGUUUGCGGACAGCGAUUACAGACGCAAGGCAAUAGCGGACAUUAGAAGAAACUAG
Messenger RNA from Aureobasidium melanogenum CBS 110374, 2541 nucleotides. RefSeq lists its product as uncharacterized. The transcript has 3 exons. The coding region runs from base 1 to 2541 and encodes 846 amino acids. Gene Ontology annotation, cellular component: RZZ complex. The record is from RefSeq and is a predicted model, not a curated record. Lineage: Eukaryota; Fungi; Ascomycota; Dothideomycetes; Dothideales; Saccotheciaceae. Gene Ontology annotation, biological process: mitotic spindle assembly checkpoint signaling; endoplasmic reticulum to Golgi vesicle-mediated transport.